Plasmodium vinckei vinckei is the source of this 2706-nucleotide messenger RNA. Its product is annotated as conserved Plasmodium protein, unknown function. Lineage: Eukaryota; Apicomplexa; Aconoidasida; Haemosporida; Plasmodiidae. Bases 1 to 2706 code for a protein of 901 amino acids. The record is from RefSeq and is a predicted model, not a curated record. The transcript is spliced from 3 exons.
AUGUUAAAAUGUGUAAAUAGGAUAAAUAAAAGGUUGAUAUAUAAGUUGCACUUAGAGAAUGACAAAAUAAUAGACAUGCCAAUGUUCUUAGUUGAUAAUCUAUAUAUUCGAAAUAAAGAGGAAUUAAUUUGUUUACUAAAUAAUGCUAUAACAUUUGAUAAAAAUAAUUUUUUAUAUAAUUAUAAAAGGGUUUUAUUAAAAAAUGACGAUAAAAAAUUGGGUCAAUUUUGCAAUCCAUACAAAUAUGACAAUGAAGAGUACAACAAAUUAAUAAGUUACUUAUCAGAAAUGGAAGAAUGGGAAGAGAAUUAUAAUGACGUUUAUUUCUGUGAAAAUGAAUUACAUAGUAUGGAUAAGCCAAUUGAAAAGAGAAUAGUAGAAGGAGAGCAAAUAGAAGACUAUAUGGAAUGUCUUGAUAAUAGGAAAAAAAUAGAAAAUAAAAACAUAUCAAAGGAAAGAGAAACAUUAGAGUAUUAUUCAUUAAUGGGGUAUAUUCCUAAUAACUUUUUUUUUUACAAUUAUAAAAAUAGGAUAAUAUCUUUAAUCAAUAAUUUAUCAUAUAGUGAUAUUUAUUCACUUAUUUAUUUAUAUAGUAAGAGUUCAAAAAUCGAUUUUUCAAUGCUAACCUUGUUAGGAAAAGAAUAUAUAAAUAGAAUUGAAAAAGAUAAGCAAAUUAAUUAUAAGAAUAUAAUAAAAUUAUUAAAUAUUUUUAUAAAAUUAAGUUAUAAGCAAAAUGAAAUGCAAGAUAUUAUUCAAAAGUUAUUAAAAAAUUUGUGUAAUUGUAUAUAUAAUGAAGAUUUAAAAAUAGCUACCUUACAUUUUGUAUGCUUAUCUAAGCUUAAUUUAUAUAAUAUAUUAUUUUAUGAUUAUAUAGAUAUGUUUUUAAAAAAUGUAAAUAACUUUUCAAAUUUAUCAUGCUCUAUAAUAUUACAAUGUUUAGGAUAUUAUCAAUAUCACUUGAUAAGGAGUAGUAACUACAUUUUUAAAUUAGUCAGACAAUUUAAGCAAAAUUUUGUUAGUGAAACUGAGGAAGAGGAAAUGAAAAAAAAUGAGACUCAUAGUAGGAGCAUAGACACAAUACAAAAACAAAAUGAAUGGAAAAACAGUUUAAGAAAUAAAAUGGAUAUACAAAUUUUAAUAUUUCAGCAUAAGAGAAAAAAUAUAGAUUUAAUAAAUAAUAUAGAGAAUAAAAUAAUUGAUAGAUUAACAAAAAUAAAUUUAGAUGAUAUAUCUGAAAAAUCAAUUGGUAGUAUUUUUCACUUUUACUAUUUAAUUAAUAAAAAGAUAUUAACAAAUAGAGAUCAUAUAUUAUUUUCCAACUUAAUAAAUAUUUUAAUAAAAAACAAAAUAGAUUUUCAAAAACCUCGAUCAUUUCUUAUGUCAUCAUAUACAUUAAUUAUACAUAAAUAUUUUACAAAUAUAAAUAUAUCUUCUUAUUUUUUAUUACAAUGUGCUAAGUUAAUUAAAAUAUUAAAGACUGAAACUUAUAUGAGCAAUUUGUUAUUUGUAUUGAUGGGUUUUUCUCAAAACCAACUUAUUUUUUAUAAAAAUAGGAGCAAUAAUAAGAAAGCGGAUUUGAAGAUGUCUGGUGACAAUGUCAAUGAUAACUAUCCUGAAGUAUACAUUGAUCAGAAGUAUAAUAAAUUAUUUAAUUUUAAAAUUGAAAAUAAAUUUAAGGAUAUGACUGAGAUGUGUGAGUAUAAAAUAAAUGUUUUAGAAGAUAAAUCAUUUGAACCUGUUAGUUGUCGAUCAGCUAUUUUAUCCAUAUUUAAUGAAAUAACAAGUUUAGAAUAUAAAUUAAAUAAUGAGCAGAUGCAUAUGUAUUUGUUACUUUUUUCAAGUUUUGAUAUAAAGCUUUCAUCUGAAAUUAAACAAAAAAUAUUAUCUCUUAUUAUUAACGAUUCAAAAAAUUUAGUUUAUUUGGCUCAUACUGUUAUUCAAAUUGGUGUUAAAAUUUUUGGAAUCUCUAGCAGUUAUAUGAAGACUAUAUGUUUAAGCAUGUUAGAAAAAAUGGACUUUGAAAUUGUAAAAUUUUAUAAAGCUAUAAAAAAUGGUGAAAAAAGACAAGUUUGCAACUUCUUAUACGAUUUAAAUAUUUUGUCGGAAAUUCUUUUUGUAUUUGAUCAAAUUGAUAUAACUAAAAAUGAUUUUAUAGUAAACAUUAUAAAUUUAAUGUUUUCAAAUAAUUUCUUAAUUUUUAAACAUAAAAAAAAUAGUUUUAGUUCUUAUGUUUAUUUACUUCAUUAUAUUGGAAGUAAUAAAAUAGAUACAGAAAUAUACAAAAAGGUUUGUGAUUUUAUUUUUGCUAACUUAAGUGAUUAUAUUGAUUUAUCUUAUAAAUAUUAUUUAAAAAAUAAUGUAGAAAAAGUUUCAAAUAUGGAAGAUAUAAAUGGGUUUAACAAAACUAAUGUAUAUAAAUCUAUUGAAUCUGAUAUAUUUUUUGAUGAAAUAUAUCAUAAACUAAUAAUGGAUAAAAUAUAUUUGAAGGAUAUUAUGUUACUACUCGAUGCAAUCAGAAUUUUAAAAGCCUACAACAAUCUCCCGCUUAUCCAUAAUGUUGUUGCUAUGCUAAACACAGAGAAAAUUAAGGGUCUUUCAGACGAAGAUAUUGAACUAGCAAACUACAUAUUUAUAGACAUGGGUCUACCUAAUAAAUACAUAAUGGAUGAAGCAAAGAAUAGAGGAUUGACGAUAGGCUUGAAAUAA